This is a messenger RNA of Oryza sativa Japonica Group (Japanese rice), 1544 nucleotides long. RefSeq names its product B-box zinc finger protein 20. Gene Ontology annotation, biological process: regulation of DNA-templated transcription; photomorphogenesis. Gene Ontology annotation, molecular function: zinc ion binding. Gene Ontology annotation, cellular component: nucleus. The record is from RefSeq and is a predicted model, not a curated record. NCBI's taxonomy places the organism in Eukaryota, Viridiplantae, Streptophyta, Magnoliopsida, Poales, Poaceae.
UAGCUAGCUGAGCUGAGCCUGAGCUUAUUAUAUUUCCCUCCACUUCGUCCUCUUCUUCCUCCUCCAUCCCCAUCCUCCAUCGGAUGCACUAGUAGCUGGCCUUGUACCCUACCUAGCUUAGCUACCCACCCAUGUCCUCCUCCUCGUCUCCUCUCGCUGUCUGCCUUUGACUUGGAGACCUAGCUCGUCGAUCGCCGGCCAUGCGGGUGCAGUGCGACGUCUGCGCCGCCGAGCCGGCCGCGGUGCUCUGCUGCGCCGACGAGGCCGCGCUCUGCUCCGCCUGCGACCGCCGCGUCCACCGCGCCAACCGCCUCGCCAGCAAGCACCGCCGCCUCCCGCUCGUCCACCCGUCCUCCUCCUCCUCCGGCGACGGUGGCGCCGCCGCCGCGCCGCUGUGCGACGUGUGCAGGGAGAAGAGGGGCCUCGUGUUCUGCGUCGAGGACCGCGCCAUCCUGUGCGCCGACUGCGACGAGCCCAUCCACUCCGCCAACGACCUCACCGCCAAGCACACCCGCUUCCUCCUCGUCGGCGCCAAGCUCUCCCCCGCCGCGCUCGCCGAACAGCCGCUCCCGUCCUCCGACUGCAGCUCCGACGACGACGCCGCCGCCGCCGCCACCGAGGAGGAGUACCACUCCUCCGCCGCAUCCACCGGCGCCGCAGUGAGCGCGCCUCUUGACGCCUCCAGCAACGGCGCCGGUGGCGGAGGAGGAGUAGGAGGGAGCAGCAUCUCCGACUACCUCACCACCAUCUGCCCCGGCUGGCGCGUCGAGGACCUCCUCCCCGACGACGACGCCUUCGCCGCCGCCGCCGCGCAGGCGGGGAAAGAGAAGGACGAGCGCGUGCCGUUCCUCGACGCCGACCUGUUCGACGUGGUCGCCGGCCGGCCGGAGAAGAAGGGCGGCGCGUGGGCGCCGCACGUGCCGCACCUGCCGGCGUGGUGCCUCGACGAGGUGCCGGUCGUCGUCGCCGCGUCGGCGGCGCCAGCGGCGACACCUGUAAAGGCGAAGCAGGGACACGUGCGGGACAGCCACUGGAGCGACAGCGACGCGUUCGCCGUGCCGGAGUUCUCGCCGCCGCCGCCGCCGGCCAAGAGGGCGCGGCCCAGCUCGCAGUUCUGGUGCUUCUGAACGCCGCCGCCGCCGUACAAUCUGGCCGCCGGCGAGCUCGACGAACACCUCGAUGGAUCGAUCGAACACCUGUGUAAUCACUCAGCUGGUCACUACUACAAGUAGCAAUCAGCAAGCUUGAUGUGCCACUGUUACUAGCUGCUGCUGUUUAAUUAGUGAGUACUAAGCUACUACUAGUUAAUUUUGGUGAAAACUAUGCUACUUUGUUACUAUAUAAUGAAGUAUGUGUAUCAAACUAAACUGAGAUGUUGGUAAUUAAUUAUCGUAUUUUGUAAUGUUUCAUCUUCUUUAGUUUCUUCAUCUAAGAUCAACAAGCUAGCUAGUCUUAGUCAACCCAUACUACAACAUAGAUCUGAAGAGAAAAAGAAAAUGAUAUAUAAUUAACCAGGGGAGCUAAUUAAAUUGUGGUGGUUGUAA